GGCCGCUGUACAGAUCGAAGAAGCCUUUUAGUUGCAUGAAGAAGAGGAGUCUGCAAAAUUCCUGGGCUAUUGGUCGGAUCUGAAACCUGGAUUUGUAUUUAUAAGCAAGAAUUCAAAAAAUCUGUCAGAAUCCUGAUUGAACUACCCGUGGAACCUUACCCUCAAAUUCAUUUUGGCUCUGUUAUUUCCUCGUAAUUCACGAUCUUUGCAUCCGCCACCACUAAAAAUUUAGGACACUGCUAAGCCUAAACCUUUUCUUCGGUUCUUCCCCGAGGACCUUUAUUCUAGCGAAGAAUAUCCUCAAACCCUAUCUUCUCCAUUUCCGCCUAACAUCCUCAGAUUCGGAAAUGAGAGCAACAACGAUGAGAUCUCUUUUGAGAGGUGUAGUUUCCGAUGUUUCUCGCGUCUCGCGACGCGGAUUCGCCUCAGAAUCCGCCCCGGAACGUAAAGUUGCCAUUUUGGGAGCCGCCGGCGGGAUCGGCCAACCGCUGUCGCUGCUCAUGAAACUCAAUCCUCUCGUCUCUCACCUCUCUCUUUAUGAUAUCGCCGGGACACCGGGCGUUGCUGCUGAUGUCAGCCACAUCAACACCAGAUCUGAGGUGGUUGGCUUUAUGGGAGAGGAAAACCUUGGCAAAGCAUUGGAGGGGUCUGAUGUUGUCAUUAUUCCUGCUGGUGUUCCACGAAAGCCCGGGAUGACCCGUGAUGAUCUCUUCAACAUCAAUGCUGGCAUUGUAAAAUCUCUCAGCUCUGCCAUUGCCAAGUAUUGCCCACACGCACUUGUCAAUAUGAUUAGCAACCCUGUGAACUCCACUGUACCAAUUGCUGCUGAGGUCUUUAAAAAGGCUGGGACUUAUAAUGAAAACAAGCUCUUUGGUGUCACAACACUUGAUGUGGUCCGUGCCAAGACUUUCUACGCUGGAAAAUGUAAUGCUAAUGUUGCAGAGGUCACUGUACCUGUCAUUGGUGGGCAUGCAGGCAUAACAAUCCUACCAUUGUUUUCUCAAGCUACACCAAAAUCCAACUUAUCUGAUGAUGAGAUCGUUGCUCUUACAAAAAGAACACAAGAGGGAGGUACCGAAGUUGUGGAAGCUAAGGCCGGGAAGGGUUCUGCAACACUCUCGAUGGCAUAUGCUGGGGCCAUAUUUGCAGAUGCUUGCUUGAAAGGACUGAAUGGAGUUCCUGAUGUUAUUGAAUGUUCUUUUGUGCAGUCAACUGUCACCGAGCUUCCUUUCUUUGCGUCAAAGGUGAGACUUGGAAAAAAUGGUGUAGAGGAAGUCUUAGGAUUGGGUUCCCUCUCGGACUUUGAAAAGGAAGGACUAGAGAAACUGAAGCUUGAGCUUAAGGCCUCUAUUGAAAAGGGAAUUAAGUUUGCCAACGACAAUUAAUACUCCCCUUUUUCAAUUGAAUGCGAGGUUGCAGUUUUGAAUAAUUUUGGGCAAUUGUUGUCUAGUCUUAUUUUUUUUAAGUCUCUACCCGUGGCUUUAUAAAUAGCCAUUUUAACUUGUUACAGAUGCAGUGAAAGAUUGCAUCAAAUAAUUUAGAAUCAACUGAUGUUGUGAUCUAUUUCUUUUGCUUAUCAAGCUACUAUUGACUUGUUAGUGCUGCAAUCAGAUUUCUUGUUGUGUUGGGUGUAACAAUGUUAUUCCUCGGUGAAAUUUUUGAUCUUAUCGAACACCCAAAAGUAAAAUGUUGAUGUUUUU
This is a messenger RNA of Cuscuta campestris, 1700 nucleotides long. The record is from the annotation of a GenBank genome assembly. Lineage: Eukaryota; Viridiplantae; Streptophyta; Magnoliopsida; Solanales; Convolvulaceae.